Asparagus officinalis (garden asparagus) is the source of this 1230-nucleotide messenger RNA. Its product is annotated as protein FAR1-RELATED SEQUENCE 5-like. The coding region runs from base 43 to 1230 and encodes 395 amino acids. The transcript is spliced from 2 exons. The record is from RefSeq and is a predicted model, not a curated record. Lineage: Eukaryota; Viridiplantae; Streptophyta; Magnoliopsida; Asparagales; Asparagaceae. Gene Ontology annotation, biological process: regulation of DNA-templated transcription.
AACGUUUCAGCCGCAACAAAGUCUCUAACUAAACAGUUAUCCAUGGUGAAUAUACCUCAGCAUCAACAAUUCAGUUUUCUUGGAGUACAAUCAGGAGGUAUAGAAAAUAUAGGGUGCACUCAAAGAGAUUUGUAUAAUCAUGAAAGGGAUAUACGGGCUGAUUUGAAGGGGCAUGAUGGUGAAAUGUUUUAUGAAUAUUUAAAAUUAGAACAAGGAAAGAAUCCCGCAUUUACUUUUCAAAUUGAGGCCGAUGAGGAACAAAAGAUUACUCGUUGUUUUUGGUCCGAUGCAAGAUCAAGGCGGGCUUACAAAUUUUUCGGUGAUGUUGUAAUCUUUGAUACUACUUACAACACUAAUCGCUAUGGCCUUAUAUUUGCACCAAUAAUGGGGGUUAACAAUCAUGGUCAAACAAUUAUUUUUGCUUGUGGAUUUUUGAAUCAUGAGAGCGUUGAUGAUUUUGUGUGGUUAUUUAAUCAAUUUUUGGAAAGUAUGCCUGGUGGUGCCCCGAAGAUGAUUAUUACCGAUCAAGACCCAGCGAUGACUAAGGCAUUCCCUCUUGUUCUUCCAAAUACUUUUCACAGGUAUUGUAGUUGGCAUAUAUUAAUGAAGUUUUCUGAGAAAAUUGAUGCAGUGAAGUAUAGUAUUUAUAAAAGUGAGUUCUCGGCUUGCAUUUGGAAAUCAGAGACUCCUGAAGAGUUUGAUUUACAAUGGGAAAGUUUGAUUAAGAAAAGUGGGUUAGAAGGAAACAAGUGGUUGCAAGACCAAUAUGAACUUCGGUCAAGAUGGAUUCCCGCAUAUGUUAAUCACAUUUUCUCAGCAGACAUGUCAAGUAGCCAACGAGCAGAAAGUGGACAUGCAUUCUUCAAGAAAUUUGUUUCGAAGAAUAAUUCAUUGGUGGAUUUUAUAAUACAGUUUGGCAGGGGACUAGUGCGCCAACGUCACGAGGAGUUGAUGGCCGAUCACAAAGACUUGAUUGAGAAACCUAAACUUAGAAUAAAUCAUGACUUUUUGGAGCAAAUGGUUGAUAUUUACACUAAUGAGAUGUAUUUCAAGUUUGAGGCUGAAGUGUGUGACAGCUUUAACUACAAGUUGCAGUUUGUUAGGGAAACCGACAAUCGCCGUGUGUAUCAAAUUCAAAGAAAGAAGCUCGCAACAAGCAAAGUCCGCGAAAUCGUAUAUGACAAGGACUUGGAUUUGGUUUCUUAUAGUUGUAAAAAGUUUGAUAUUUGA